Molecule: messenger RNA, 1729 nt
Organism: Drosophila nasuta
Lineage: Eukaryota; Metazoa; Arthropoda; Insecta; Diptera; Drosophilidae
Exons: 4
Coding region: 108-1115 (335 amino acids)
Source: RefSeq, a predicted model, not a curated record
CAAGAUUCAAAACAAUCGGCAGUAGAAUUAUUUAAGAACAGCCCAACAAAGCAAAAGCAAAACAUACAUUUUUAAUUUUUUUAUCUGUAAUAUAUUCGAAUUGAAAUAUGAAGCGCCGACAAUUAUGUGUUGGUGAUGUUGAUGAACCGAUUGCUAAACGCACUCGUCUCCAGUUGAGUACGCAGCCGCUGAUGGUGCGUUUGGGGAUUUUGCCAUCCGGACCGCUGCAUCUGCUCUUUGGCAAAUUGGAUGCGACGGCGCGAUUAUCGUUGGCCAAUGCCUCGGUCAAACUGAAGGCGGACUAUGAUGACUUUAUGUUGCAGGAAUACAAGUGUUUUAUCCAUCAUCAGCGAAGCAUUGUCAACUCCGACGACCCGAUGCCGCCUAUAAUUUCAAAGGUUUUGGACGAUGCGGUUGGCUUAUAUGUUUCAGCUGGUUAUAUACCAAGUUUUGUUAGUGUCUUGCCGCAACUAUUUGAUGACAGGCAUGAGGUUGGGAGUGUUUCGAAAAUGCAAAAUUUUCUGUAUGACUUCUACAAAAAGCUGGAGGAGGAUUUCACUCCAAGACGACCUUUUCAAAAUGCCGCCGACAAGUUGCAGCUGCAGCAACUGCGUUUGAACAAUUUGAUAACGCUCUUGACAAUGUUGCGUAAAUUUCGCGGGUUUCGGGGGAUCAAAGGGGAAAAGAAUCUGAUGCAUUGGCAGCUGGGCAUUCAAGUCGGGGGUAUUUAUUUUUCUGAGAGGAUAAAGACGAUAGACAACGAUGCGGAUAAACUUAUUGAUCUAACAAGACAUCUCGCUGAGCUGUUGGUGUGCGACAUGUGCGGCACAUCAUACAACAAUUUAUUUAGGUCCGUUCCUGAGCGUUAUGAUAUUGGUGUUCACCAAAACAAUCCUCACACAUGCCUCGAACUCAAAUUCAGCAUACUGGGGACCGAAAGUCUGUACGAUCUGAUUGAUAACAUCAUAGCCGGACAGUUUGAGAUAUCGGAGGUGAAGGACUGGACAACGAUGGCAUUCAGCAUCCGAUUGAAUAUUAAGAGCAGACGAGAUCGGAAAGCUAUGGCAAAAUAUUGGCAGAUUUGCAUAUUGCCGCUUAAUCCAAAAUUGAAAUAGACGUUUUCAACGAACUUUUCUUUUGUUCAAUGUUCUCCUCAGAUCUAUGAUACGUCGCUUUCCACCACGAAAAACUCGGUAUUCGAAUGGGAAUAAGUAACAUAUUUUCGAUUUAACCACAGAUCAACAAAUUUUUAGCUUCGUUUUUCACCUCGGUGUAAAUAUUCUCAAUGCAUUCAUUCAUUUAUUUGUUCAAGAUUCUGAUGCAUGUUGCUUCGAUGCCCCCAGCUGGAAUUAAACAUAGGCAUUCAUUUGUUCAAUAUUCACCACGAAUGCACGUUGCUUCGUCGUUUUUCACCACAAACAUGUUACGAUCAAUGAAGUCUGUGUGCGUGUUGCAAUCUACGGUUCAGUCGUGUGUCGCUCUUUGGGAAAAUAACACGAGCAACAUGUUGAACAUUCAGGAAAAUCUCUGCCUCAUCGUCACUGUGAAUGUGUUGGUAUUCUGCUUUUUUAUUGCGGUUGUUAUUUGGCUAAUCAACAAUGGAGCCUAAUUUUAUUACCUUAACCACUUACCACACACAACAAGUCAACAUGCAUUUCCAUUGAUUUAACUAUGAAUAUUAAAUUGUUCGCUGUUCGAUUUGAUCGGAAAUAUAAGCCGAUUACAACAA